This is a messenger RNA of Colletotrichum spaethianum, 1104 nucleotides long. Its product is annotated as metapyrocatechase 2. NCBI's taxonomy places the organism in Eukaryota, Fungi, Ascomycota, Sordariomycetes, Glomerellales, Glomerellaceae. Gene Ontology annotation, biological process: L-methylmalonyl-CoA metabolic process. Gene Ontology annotation, molecular function: methylmalonyl-CoA epimerase activity. The record is from RefSeq and is a predicted model, not a curated record. Gene Ontology annotation, cellular component: mitochondrion. The coding region runs from base 1 to 1104 and encodes 367 amino acids. The transcript has 2 exons.
AUGUCACUGACACUACAGAUCCUUCUGGCCUGCGUUUCGAAACUGCCCAAGUCCAUCCGCGAGGCCAUCAUGCCCGAAAUGCGCAUUCCACCCAUCCACAAUGACUCGACCAAAGUUCAGCUAUCCCGUCCAGCACACAUCUACGUCGAUCAUCCGGAUCUAGCCAAGUUCACUGAGUUCGCUGUCGACUUCGGAUUUAUCGAGGAGGCCCGAACCGAGGAGAUGGUUUAUUUUCGCGGGUACGGUAAGGACCCGUAUGUCUACGUCGCUUGCCAGAGCAAAGACGGGAAGCCGAGAUUCCGUGGUGCCGCUUUUGUUGCAGCCUCACAGGAAGAGUUUGACAAGGCAGCCAAACUUGAAGGCGCUCGACUUGGUUCUAUGGAGUCCGCCCCUGGCGGUGGCAAGAUCAUCACCUUCAAUCGACCGGACGAGACAUAUUUCCAUGUUGUCUUCGGCCAGCGAGAACGUAAGGUAGACCAAAAGGAGCCCACUGCAACCCACGAUAACCAGGGCCCUCUGAACAAGGCUUUUGAGAAACCGAGAAGAGUGACUGAGCAGACCUAUGCAGGAGCAUUCCAACGCUAUCACCCGGGUCCUGCACUUGUCCAUAAGCUGGGUCACUAUGGGUAUGUCGUUCCUGAUUUCGACAAUGAGCUGCUGUGGUACACGAGCCACUUCAAUUUUGUACCGUCGGAUAUUCUCCACCAUUGGGACUUUGAUAAUUUGGACGUUAUGGUCUUUCUCCACCUUGACCUCGGCGAAGAGUUCUCCGACCACCACUCCUUUUUCAUGCAGCGAGCGGAACCUCAUGUGAAGAAAGCCUUUUGCCACCACACGUCAUUCGAGGUGGCUGACUUCGACACUCAGCUCCUUGGUCACGACUGGCUAGCCAAGAAAGGCUGGCACUGCAUCUGGGGCGUUGGGCGCCAUGUGUUAGGCAGCCAGAUCUUCGACUACUGGGCCGACCCCAGCGGCUUCAAGGUCGAGCACUAUGUCGAUGGAGAUAUUGUCAACAAACACACCCCGACCACAAGAUCUGUCGUCGGUCCCAUGUCUGUUUGGGGUCCCGAAAUGCCUAAAGGUUUUCAAGACAGCAGUGUCUAA